ACCAACUGGAUGAAAGAGAAAAUAUUUGCUGUGACAGAAAGUUAAGCUAGCAACUCCAGUUUUAAGCAACACUACAACAAGCAGUGUAUGGAUUGUGUAGCAAUUCCUUCUCACGUGAACACGGCGAAGGACACGGAGAAGGCAAGGAAGCCAGCACGAUGGGGUGGAAGAAAACGUUUUCUGGGUUAGAAAUCAUACUUAUGGUGCUGUUCAUACUGGUGGCCAUAGUAUCAGUCGUUCUGAUAGUCCUCUUAGCAACAGGAGAACCAGGCACAGAACUGAAUGAUGGCAACGGAACACCUCAGUUCAUUCCAGAAUGUCCAAAUAUUCAAGAAUCAGAACGAGUAGACUGUUGUCCAGAUGGAGGCGCAUCAAAGGAUAGAUGUGCAGCGCGUGGUUGCUGUUGGUUUCCUGUUUCAGAAACAAAUGUGCCUUGGUGUUUCUUCUCAAAGAAUCUUGGGUAUGAAGCCGUGGAUGUCCAGAAUCCCACCCAAAAAGGGUUUGAAGUUCAGCUCAAGCGACUUCCUGCACCAUCAUUAUUUGGGAAGGAUAUUGAACAAGCUCACUUCUCUGCCGAGAUACAGACACAGAACCGUGUCCGUUUCAAGAUCACGGACCCUAAUAAGAAAAGAUUUGAAGUUCCCCAUGAACAUAUAAAGCCCUUUAAUGGUCCAGCGGCAUCCAGGCCCAAUUAUGAGGUGGAACUUAUUCACAAACCGUUUGGGUUUAAAUUAAGAAGAGCAUCAACAAAAAAAGUUUUAUUCGACACUACUAUGGGGCCGAUUCUGUUUGCUGAUCAGUAUUUACAGCUGACUGCAAGAUUACCAAGUCACAAUAUUUAUGGACUUGGGGAACAUGUGCAUCAGAAUUUUCAGCACAGCACUAAUUGGAGAACCUGGCCCAUGUUUACCAGAGAUGCAUUCCCCAAUGGAGGAACACACAACUUAUACGGCCAUCAAACCUUCUUCUUGUGCCUGGAAGAUGAAAGUGGAAUGUCACUUGGUGUAUUCUUACUGAACAGUAAUGCUAUGGAGGUGACACUUCAGCCAACACCAGCCAUAACUUACAGAACAAUCGGUGGGAUUUUGGACUUCUACAUCUUCUUAGGAAAUUCUCCUGAAGCUGUUGUUAAAGAAUACUUGGAGCUUAUUGGAAGACCUGCAAUGCCCUCCUACUGGUCACUUGGAUUCCAGCUGUGUCGCUGGGAUUAUGGGUCCAUCGAUGAACUUAAGGCAACUGUGGAACGAAACAGACAAAUAGGCCUUCCAUACGACAUACAGUACACUGAUGUUGAUUACAUGGAGGACAAGAAGAUCUUCACGUAUGACUUACAGAACUUCCGUGGACUUCCAGAAUUUGCUAUCGAUUUACAUAACCAUGGACAAAAAUAUAUAAUUCUAUUAGACCCAGCAGUUGCCACAUCUGCCAGAAUCUCUGGCCAAUAUCAUACAUACGAAUUGGGCAAUAAAAUGGGGGUAUGGGUUUAUGAAGCUGAUGGAAGGACUCCAUUAAUUGGAGAGGUUUGGCCUGGUGAAACUGUUUUCCCUGACUUUACCAAUCCUGUAUGCAGUACAUGGUGGGUUGAAGAAUGUGCAAAGCUAUUCAGCGAACUGAAAUAUGAUGGGCUCUGGAUUGACAUGAAUGAAGUCUCAAAUUUCAAGAAAGGAUCUGCCAAGGGGUGUGCCGUCAAUGAUUUAAAUUACCCUCCCUUUACCCCCAGCAUUCUUGAUAGCCUCAUGUAUUCAAAGACCCUGUGCAUGGAUGCAAAGCAAACCUGGGGAGCCCAGUAUGAUGUCCACAGUCUGUAUGGCUAUGCAAUGACACUGUCCACUGAGGAGUCCAAACGACCUAGUCCUUCAGGAAAGUUCUCAGGGCAUUGGCUCGGAGACAAUGCUGCCAAUUGGAAUGAUAUCAAGUGGGCAAUUCCAGGAAUGCUUGAGUUCAGCCUUUUUGGAAUACCUUACAUUGGAGCAGAUAUAUGCGGUUUCUUUGAUGACACCACAGAGGAGCUCUGCACACGAUGGAUGCAAGUUGGGGCAUUUUAUACAUUUUCUAGGAAUCACAAUGCUCAAGGAUAUAAACCUCAGGAUCCUGCUUAUUUUGGUGCAAACUCCCUUUUAGUGAAGACUGCCAAACACUACCUGAAUAUUCGAUAUACCCUGUUACCGUACCUCUACACCCUUUUCCAUCAAGCUCACAUCAGCGGGGACACUGUGAUACGGCCAGUGCUGCAUGAGUUUUAUUCAGAUCCUGCCACAUGGAACAUUGACCGUCAAUUCCUUUGGGGACCUGGUCUUCUCAUUACACCAGUCCUGGACCCUGGUGUAAGCACAGUGAAAGCAUAUAUACCCGAUGCAGUGUGGUAUGACUAUGAAACGGAGGUUAGAAUUAAUUCCCGCAAACAACAUAUCGAUCUGUAUCUUCCUGCUGAUAAACUGGGACUUCAUCUCAGAGGUGGUCAUGUCUUUCCAAUACAACAACCUGCCGUUACCACAGUAUACAGUCGUAAGAAUCCUAUGGGACUGAUUAUAGCUCUGGAUGACAACGGUAAUGCUGGUGGGGAGCUGUUCUGGGAUGAUGGAGAAGCAAGAGAUUCAGCAGAAAAUGGAGUUUACAUUCAUUAUCAGUUCUUAGUUGUUUCAGGCCUUUUGACUAUGAAGGUAUUGAAAAAUGGCUAUGUAGACCCAAACAACUUGAUGUUUGAAGAAAUUAAGGUCCUUGGAGUACCUGCAGCUCCGUCUGCUAUCACUGUGACACACAAUUCCAGUGUUACAGCAGUGCCUUUUGAGAAUUUUCAGUACAACACUGACAAGAAGCUUCUUCAUGUAACAGGUCUUCAGCUUCAACUCGGGCAGAGUUAUUUGGUGGAAUGGAAUAAUGAUGUUUACCCUGAAAUUGAAAGAUUUGACUGCCACCCUGAAGACAAUAGCAACCAGGCUGCUUGUGAAGCUCGCGGUUGUAUCUGGAAGGCUGCAAACAAUCCUGGUGUGCCCUGGUGUUUUUAUCCACGUGACUAUGGUUACAUCACUAAUCCAGUUACUAACACUCCAGAGGGACUUUCUUUUCAAAUUAAAAAGAAUACUGCUUACCCAGUACGAUAUACAAAUCAGUCUCCUACCAUAGAAACACUUCAGGUGGAUGUGAAGUACCUGGACAACUACAUUCUACAGUUUAAGAUCUAUGACCCAAAUAAUAAAAGAUAUGAAGUUCCUGUCCCUUUAAAUAUCCCACAAGACCCAGCAACUGAUCCAAGCAAACGGCUUUAUGAAGUUAUUGUUGAAAACAGUCCAUUUGGAAUUAAAGUGAAGAGGACUAGCACUGGAACAAUCAUUUGGGAUUCUCACCUGCCAGGCUUCACAUUCACAGAUAGGUUUAUUCAGAUAUCAAACCGGUUACCUUCCAAGCAAGUGUAUGGUUUUGGAGAAACUGAACACCCUACUUUCAAGCAUGAUUUGAACUGGCAUACUUGGGGAAUGUUUGCCAAAGACCAGCCCCCUGGUUACAAACUGAACAGCUAUGGUGUUCACCCAUUUUAUAUGGGCUUGGAAGAUGACGCGAAUGCUCAUGGAGUUCUGUUACAUAACAGUAAUGCUAUGGAUGUCACCUUUCAGCCAACCCCAGCUCUAACAUACCGAACCUUGGGAGGAAUUCUGGACUUUUAUUUGGUUUUAGGACCAACUCCUGAACUGGUUGUCCAGGAAUACACAGCACUUAUUGGUCGUCCUGUACUUCCAGCCUAUUGGUCCUUGGGAUUCCAGUUGUGUCGCUAUGGAUAUGAGAAUGACACAGAAAUAAAAGAGCUGUAUGAAGGCAUGAAGAACGCCAGAAUACCAUAUGAUGUCCAAUAUGCUGAUAUUGAUUAUAUGGUGAGACAGAUGGAUUUUACUCUUGGUGAAAAAUUUGCAGGGCUUCCGGCUCUUGUAAACCAAAUGAAAAGUGAGGGAAUGCGUUUUAUUGUCUUGUUGGAUCCAGCGAUUUCAGGGAAUGAAACAUCUUAUCCAGCAUUUGAUCGAGGAGUCCAAGAUGAUGUAUUCAUCAAAUGGGCAGAUGGAAGUGACAUUGUCUGGGGAAAGGUUUGGCCUGAUUAUCCCAACAUUACAGUUAACAACUCAUUGGACUGGGAUACACAAGUCCAGCUAUACAGAGCAUACACAGCUUUUCCUGAUUUUUUCCGUAACCAAACAGCAACGUGGUGGCAUCGAGAAAUUAAGGAGUUUCACACGAACCCAGUUGAGCCAGAAAAAAGCUUGAAGAUUGAUGGCCUGUGGAUUGAUAUGAAUGAGCCUGCCAGCUUUGUUCAUGGGUCUGUUAUUGGGUGCAGAGAUGAAAGUUUAAACAAACCACUUUACAUGCCACCUCUGGAAUCAAAGCAUUUAGGACUAUCCCAUAAAACUCUAUGUAUGGAAAGUCAACAGUUUCUGUCAGAUGGUACUGCAGUCAGACACUAUGAUGUUCAUAAUAUUUAUGGGUGGUCCCAUACCAAGCCAACGUAUGAUGCUCUGCUAAAGGUAACAGGCGAAAGAGGGGUUGUUGUCACACGAUCAAGCUACCCAUCCAGUGGAAAAUGGGCAGGUCAUUGGCUUGGAGAUAACACUUCAGCUUGGGAUCAGUUGUACAAAUCUAUCAUUGGUAUGUUGGAGUUCAGUCUGUUUGGAAUUUCCUAUACUGGGGCAGAUAUUUGUGGAUUUUUCAAUGAACCCACCUAUGAAAUGUGCUUACGCUGGAUGCAACUGGGCGCUUUCUACCCAUACUCAAGAAAUCACAAUGGGAAAGGAUCCAGAAGACAAGACCCUCUUGCUUGGGAUGAGAAAUUCCAGGAUGCUUCAAGAGAUGUUCUUAACAUCCGCUAUACACUUCUGCCAUACCUGUAUACUCUUAUGUAUGAAGCACAUAGCCAAGGCAGCACUGUAAUUCGACCUGUUCUUCAUGAAUUUGUUAAUGACAGAACAACAUGGGAUGUACAUAGACAGUUCCUUUGGGGACCAGCAUUGUUGAUUAGCCCAGCAUUAGAUAUGGAUUCUUACGUAGUCCAUGCCUAUAUACCAAGUGCACGCUGGUAUAACUAUCAUACAGGGGAGGCAAUUGGUGUUAGAGGGCAGUGGUUAGACAUCCCAACCCCUCUUGAACAGAUUAACCUUCAUGUCAGAGGAGGAUACAUUAUUCCCUGGCAAGAUCCAAGUAAUACAACUGCUUAUAGUCGAGAAAAUUUCAUGGGACUCACUGUUGCUAUGGAUGACAAUGGAUUUGCUCAAGGUUCCCUUUUUUGGGAUGAUGGAAGUAGUAUUGAUACUUAUGAAAAAGGAAACUAUUACUUGGCCACAUUUACUGUCAACAAGAACACAUUGGUUACUAAUGUACAGCACAACAGUGUCAACAGCACAGCAGAUAAACUGAGAUUGGGAUAUAUUAAGGUGUGGGGAGGAGGGAACCUCCAAGUCCAGGAAGUGACCGCAGUGUAUAACAGUGUUUCUGAGCCUAUUGCAUCCUUUGUUCACAAUGUCACAAACCAGGAGCUUGUCAUUUACGUGACGAACAAGGCAUAUUUUAUGGACAAGCCCAUCCAAGUCACUUGGAAAACAAAACUCCAAUAAGUGCAAAGCAGCUAACUGGUUGAUAGCAGAUCAAUUCAUAUAGGGUGAAACUGUUGAAAGUUACUGGGGUCAGGCUGUAAUAUACAAUCAAGUACUUUUUAUGACCACAAGGGUAACACCAACAUUACAAAUGAUGUAAUUGAAUGUAGAAUAUUUUAAAUGUUCUUGCUUUUGUUUAAUCUCACAUUUGGGAUUGUAUUGCUUCAAUCACUAAUGCAUUUCUGUAUUUCCAGUUAUAGUUCAAGGUUCAAUAAAAACAACCAAUUUCAGGACGUAAAA
Polyodon spathula (Mississippi paddlefish) is the source of this 5870-nucleotide messenger RNA. It is a transcript of the gene si, whose product is annotated as sucrase-isomaltase (alpha-glucosidase). The transcript is spliced from 49 exons. Gene Ontology annotation, biological process: carbohydrate metabolic process. Lineage: Eukaryota; Metazoa; Chordata; Actinopteri; Acipenseriformes; Polyodontidae. The record is from RefSeq and is a predicted model, not a curated record. Bases 159 to 5591 code for a protein of 1810 amino acids. Gene Ontology annotation, molecular function: alpha-1,4-glucosidase activity; carbohydrate binding.